AUGGCUUUCACCCUUGCUGAUUCCUCGCGAUUUGCCUCCUACACAAGAGCCGGGGAAGCUGCUGCAUCACAGCGAGUUCAAGGAGCAGCUCACCUGUGUUUCCUUCGCAAGCGCGUACUGCGUCAAGCUCCCCCUUUAGAUGUGAUCGCAAUUGCUGUUUUAGAGCUUUGUGCUUUGUUUGUGGAAGACCCCUAUGUGAAAGGGUGCGCAUGCCUAUGUCUUUUUGCACUCUACGGUCGCUUGCGUGCAAGCGAUUGCAACCGUGUGAGCCAUGGAAGAGUUAUCGGCAAUUAUUUUGAAGGUUGUUUGUGCCGUAUCAAGACUGCUCGCACUUUGGAAAAGCAGACGCGUUUCUUGCCAGUCAUAAUUCCUGUCAAAGGAAUCAUGGGCGUUGAUUGGUUUUCUCAGUUUGUGAACGCGCGUGAUGCCUUGGGUCUGGACGCAAUUCCUGACGAACCUCCUGUGACUACUGAUAAUGAUUUCGUUCUUUUUCCCUCUCAAUCCACCGUGCUAGCUUCGGAGCAGGAACGCAUUGGAUCUGCUGAGAUGACAGAGCGUCUAGGGGAGUGCCUUGCGAAGCUGCUGCCAACUGAGGCUUUUCAACAUUACACGUCGCACAGUUUGAAAUGCACAUUGCUGACAUAUACAAACAUUUUUGGACUUACCUUGGAACAAAACGAAUUGUUGGGCUAUCAUGUGGUGAAGGGGCAUGCAUCCGCGCUCAAUUAUUCGCGGGAUGCGCUGGCAAGCCCGAUCAGAGCCAUGGCCACCAUGUUGGGAAGCGUAAAGAGGGGACUGUUUGUCCCUUUCGCAGCCAGAGAUGAACAAUUUGUUUCUGCUGCCUCAGCGAUCAGUGUUCGCCAACAAUUUGAGAAAAGCCUAGGCAUUACAGUUGAAACAGCGGCCAGAUCCAUAGCUGGCGUAGCGCAGGGCAGAGGUCCUGAGGCUUUGGACCAUGAGAGUUUCUGUGCUAACUUGGAAACUUUAGCCGCGGGUAUCGAACAGGAUCUAGACAAGCCUUGUCAUGAAGCAGACACCUAUCCUGUUCCUGAAAGUUCGGAUGAUGAAGACGACAGUGACUCUUCAAGUGAUUCUGGCAGCACCUCUGCAGAGAGUGGCAUGGCAGUAGUGGACCGCGAGCUGGCGGCCGAUCGCUAUGCAAAUGUCAACGUGAAUGCAGCCGCAACGAUCUCUGGGAAGUCCAGAGCAGAGCUCAACAGUUGUGGAUCGAGCGCGAAGUUGAAGACUAAGAUGUUAGACUCUGUGGCAGUCUUCAAAAAUCGAGCCCUGGAGAUUGGCCUAGAUGAAGCCACUCUCGCGAGGCUGGAUGUGCUGGGAUGGAACACCUUUGGCAAACUUGCAUUCGCAAGUAGCUACCGUCCUGGUCAAGUGGACGAGUCUCCUUUAAUCACCCUUGCCGAACAGAUCACAGAAGUCAGUCCUCCGCCUUUGACUCAGUUGCCUCUCAUACGUCGGCUUGUGUUUGAAUCCUACACAUUAGCAGCCUCCGACCUCAAAAUGAGAUCUGAAAGGCGGGAGGAUGAUACACCUCGAAGGCUGGCUCAGGCAGAGCGUGCAGCAAGGCACGAUUCGCAGGUCAGCCACCUGAGGGGAUUAGAACUGACAGGUGAAAUGGAGCCGUCUCACCUACUCAUUGAUUUGGUUUUCCAGAUGAGUGAGGACAACCAAUUGAGAUAUGUGAGGUGGGAUCAAUGCACAAAGAGAGAUCAAGAGCUCAUGGGAUUGAAAUCUGACCCCACAUGGAAGCCCGACAGUGGGGGCAUAGUUCGCGAAGUCCGAGUUCAAGAAGAAGUCAAAGCCGACAUCUCCUCCGACCUCAAGCUCAAAUACGCGCUUCAGCGGAGGAGCCUAGCUUUUGACCAGGCUAGGUUAGUAGACUUUGACAAGUUUGAGCGAUGGUCACAAGUGCUCCUUGAAGCAUACACAGCAAGCCCCCCUGCUGGGUACAACAAAGUUUCGAUCGAACAGGUGCACCAUGCCGACAUGGAGCUUUUCAAAUUUCUGAUGAAGGAGACGAGGAACGGCAUUCGACCUAUUGGCACCUCAGUGCCGUUGGAAGACGCACUCGCCAAAGCUAUGUCGGCGCCUGAAAUUCGACUGCACUUGCAGCCUCUUCAGGGAAGCUCUUCCGUGAAAAGGAAAGCUGAGGCAGAAGAGAACUUGGACAAUGAGAAGAAGAAGAAGCAAAAUCAGUCCUCUGGGGAAGAAAAACUUCGGAGGCAGAUUCAGAACCUCGAAGGACAGUUGAAAAACAUGAGAAAAGGAAAGGGCAAAGGCAAGGGGCAAGGCGCACGGAGCUCCAGUUCUAUCAAAAUGCCACAGGAGCUGCUGGGGCAAACAGCAGUCACCGCGGCAAACGAGCCGCUGUGCUUCAGUUACAAUUGCAAUGGGUGCAGUAAGGCUGCCGCAGGACAGCGCUGCGCAAAGGGGUGGCAUUUGUGCACCAAGAAGCAUCCCGAAUGCGUUGCGGGAAGCCCCAUCUCUUCAGUUUACACCAUAGAAUUAUGUGCAGGAUCAGCUCGAUUGUCAUAUUCUUUGGCAGCCUUAGGCUUCAAAGCCGUGGCAGUCGACCAUGUCAAAAGGAGACACCAGUUUCAUGCAUGUAUCAGCGUUGACCUCUCUAAUGAAGAAGGAUACCAGUUUGUGUAUGACCUUCUGAAGACUGGGGCUGUGCUGUACCUUCACUGCGCGCCACCGGACAGCACGGUGAAAAAUGCCAAGGAGAAGAAGUUGCCCAAGAAGGCGCGCCAGCAUGGCGCUCGUGCACCUAAACCGCUGCGCAGCUCUGCAUACCCACAUGGCCUGCCGGGGCUAAGCGGAUGCGACAAGCUGCGUGUGACAAAAGCCAAUCAAAUUUUUUCCACCAUUGCGGCGCUGGUUCGGGUGGCACUUCAACAUGGCACUGCCGUCACGGUGGAGAACCUCAAGAAAUCUUUUUUGUGGUCCACCACUUACUUCAAAUCCCUCAUUGACGAAGGUCUCCUGCAUGAGGUCUCUUUUCAGAAAUGCAUGCGGGGCGGCAAAAGGGAUCAAUGGUCUUCGUGGUACGCCUCCGUGUCCGAUUUGGACAUUCUGGAGGCCACAUGCGAUGGAAAUCACGACCACCUGAAGUGGAACGUGACAGAAGUUCCUAAUACUUGGAGGUGUGCACCUGCUGAUGCGUAUCCCUCUGUACUUUGUGACAAAGUUGCAAGUAUCGUGCGCAACAUGGCCCGUAACUGCAACGUGCAAGAUGUCAGUGUUGGACCAGGCCUCAAACAAGCCAAAACUGUGCCAGUCAUAAUGGCAGCUGCGGGUAAGCAGCCCCGCGGUGAUCGGUUCCCAAGCCUCAUUACAGAGUUUGCCUACACUAUUUGGAAAACUGUAGCUGGCACCUUUUUGGUCACCAAGGAUAAGAAACUCACACGCGACCAAUGCGAAGCUCUCAACAUACCAUUCCCUGCCAAGUUCCUCCAGGAGAAAAGGGGUGUGGCCAAUGGAGUAACUGUAGAUGCAAUGCGGGAAAUUGAAGUAGGCGUUUGGAGGAAGCCGGAGCAAUUUGUGGACAGAGCGUUGCAAAUUGGGCAUCCUUUUGAUGACUCCUCCGGAGUGGACGACGACACCAAAGUCAAUAUUUUCAAACUAUUGACAGAAGGUGUUCUGGCAAGGCAGCAACGAACUGACGUUCUGCUUGACUACUAUGAACAACGAGCAGAAGUUUUGCAACAUGAUGAGUCCCUCCUUCAUGACCAGUUGGAUCAUGCCAGAAGUCAAAUUGUUGACGGCAAGAGGUUUUUGUUGUUUGAAGAAAUGUGCAGAGAUGUGGGAAUCAUUGGUGAAGAUCUGCGCCUUUUACAGCUACGAGGUGUGCCUCUGACAGGCGUUGAUGGGCCUACUCAAUUGUUCAGGCCAGAGCCCUUGAAACCUGCCUUGACAGAGCGGCAGCUUAUGAAAUCCUCAAAGUGGUCGCGAAAGAUGAUCAUGAAGAAGACAGCAGAGAGCCCAGACCCAGAUGUUAGAUCUGCAGUCUGGAAAAUAACUAUGGAGGAGGUGGAGCGUGGCUGGCUACAAGGCCCUUUUGAUGAGUCCCAAGUGAGGAACAUGCUAGGUCCUUUGUUUGUUUGCUCCAAAAGGUUCGGCUUAGUCCAGACCGACAAGGUUCGGCAGAUCGACAACAUGUCAGAAAGCCUGGUGAAUGCUGCGUAUGGUUCCAGUUACAAGCUUGAUUUGGAGGGAGUGGAUGGCAUUAGCGUUUUGGCUCGCACCUUUGUGGAAGCCACUAGUGAUGAUGGUGUCGUUUCGGUUACCUUGAAGGAUGGUAGCAGGCUUGUUGGUCAACUGCACGGCGACUUUACGGUGGAGUCGGCUAGAUCAAUAGGUGGCAGGACUCUUGAUCUCGAUGCCGCAUACAAGCAAGUACUGGUUGCUAAGUCGUCUUUGUGGUGCAAUGUACUGGCGGUGGAAGACGAGCAUGGGGAACGACGACUGUUCGUGUCUCAAGUUUUGCCGUUUGGCGCGUCUGCCAGCGUAUUUGGGUUCAACAAAAUAGCACGAGCUAUCAGGAGGGUCGGCACUUCCCUGUUUGGGCUUGUAUGGAACAACUACUAUGAUGAUUUUCCUCAAAUAGAUGUUUUAGCUGACAACGACUGGGCGCAACGCACUGCUGAGAGAUUUCUGACGUUAAUUGGCUGGCGUUUUUCAAGGAAGGACAGCAAGCGCUUGGGUCUGGCCGUCACUUUCUACGCACUGGGAGUGAAAUUUGAUUUUAGCCGUGCCAGUUUUGGAGUUGUCAAGGUGGCCAACAAAACUUCUAGAGUCGAGCAGCUGGUGUCGGACAUUCGAAAGUUUCGGC
Messenger RNA from Cladocopium goreaui, 4852 nucleotides. The record is from the annotation of a GenBank genome assembly. NCBI's taxonomy places the organism in Eukaryota, Dinophyceae, Suessiales, Symbiodiniaceae.